This is a messenger RNA of Tilletiopsis washingtonensis, 5344 nucleotides long. RefSeq lists its product as hypothetical. The coding region runs from base 462 to 5258 and encodes 1598 amino acids. Lineage: Eukaryota; Fungi; Basidiomycota; Exobasidiomycetes; Entylomatales. The record is from RefSeq and is a predicted model, not a curated record. The transcript has 14 exons. Gene Ontology annotation, biological process: exocytosis; Golgi to plasma membrane transport. Gene Ontology annotation, cellular component: exocyst.
GCCCUUCCACCACCUCAGCCUCCUCCACCACUCUUCUCCGGCUCGGCAGCGCGCGACUCGAGGCUUUCAGGCGCGGCUCAACCUCAUCGCCUCACCGCACUCUGCGGCAGCCGUGCACAUCAUACCCUCCUGGGCCGCGCUGCUCAGCCUCGCGAUCGCGCUGGCGCUGCUGCCCUGUUGCGCACUCCUCCCGAGCGGCACGUCCCCUAGCACCUGCUGUGCCUGACGGACUACCAGCCGCCGCCGCGGCACCUCGCGCCCUCUCCUUCUGCCGGCCCUGCUUGCUUAGCAGGCACACUCGAGUUGCUUGAGUCAGGGCGCGCAGCUCUCUGCUGCAGGUGCUCUCGGGUGCCGGCGGUGCUCGGCUCGGCUGUGGCCCUUCGCCGUGCUGGCGAGUGGAGGGGUGAGCGAAGCGCUCUCGUGACACCCGUAAGCACCCGUCUGAGGACCAGCUGGCCGCCAUGUCCCGCAAGAAGUCGGUGCGGGUGCCGGACCUGCGCUCGCGCAUCACGCACGAGAAUGCCUCGCUCGGCGGCGGCGUCGACGGCUCCAUAGCCGUCUCGUCGUUCUCUCGCGGCACUGCCGGCCUUCCUAUGCCGCAACAACAGGCACAGCAGUAUCAGUCCGGCUUCCACGGCGGGCACGCACACACAGCAAGCAACGCCUCCGUCUCGUCCUUUGCCGCCAUGCGCGGCGCGCCGCAACAGGGGCAACAGCAGCAGCAGCGCCAGCCGCCGCCCGCCGAGCAGUACGGCAUGCCGCGCUCGGGCAGCAACGACAUGCUUGCUCCGCACUCGCAACAGCAGCAGCAACAGCAGCAUCAUCUCGGUGCCGGACCCUCCUUCGUCUCACUCUCGCCCUCUGACUCCAUCUCCAACUACGAGGGCCGUGCUGGCGCCGGCGGCAGCAACGCGUACGGCGCGCCUUCGCAUCUCGGCACCGGCUUCGAGCCAUCAGCGGCGAGCGUGGCCUCCUUUGCCCAGGCGCAGGACGGCGGGCCCAUACGGCCUGCACGCAGCAUGCGGCGGCCUCAAGGUGCGCCGCCGCUCCCGGCGGCGCGCUCCCGCGCUGCCACAUCGCCUAGCCGCCAUGAGGCACCUGCUGCGCCGCCAGCUGCUGGUCGCAACCUGUUGGGCGGGCGCGGCGCGCGUCCAGCUGCGACGGACCGGCAUGCCACGAGUGCACGCCUGAUGGCCAACAUGAACGGCGUCGACGGCGCUAGCUCAGGCGGCGAGGAGGACACGUUCGAGGAUGCAGAGGCGUACGAAGACCCAAGGCGAGCGCGACCACGCGAGCCGGCGGCCCCCAGCUUCACCUCGCCGACCGUCGGCACGCUCUCGAAGCCCGCUGAGCCGGCUGCGCUCGGUAGCGUGCUGAGUGCGCUCAGUGCUGCAGGACGCAAGCAGGGCGCGCAGCGGAUACUGAGAGGCACAACGGCCGAGGAGGAGAGCAAGCGGCGCAAGACUGAGCGCAAGGUGGAGGAUGCGCGUGCCAAGGAGAGCAGGCCGCUCGAGUCAUACGUCGAUCGAAGGGACGAGAGAGCGUUCAGAGGCAUCAACGCGGUGCUGCGCAAGGUCAAGGCAGAGUGGGGCUUCGUGGCAGACGACGACUUCAACGCCGUCUCCCUCGCCCUCUCACUCCUUGACGAGAGCUCGCUCGGCUCGAAUCGCCGCGAGUUCGAGGAGAUGAAGCAUCACAUCGAGUCAUCGCUGCAGGGCACUGUUGAUGACCACUACGAGUCCUUCGCAUCGGCCAUCACGCUGCACAAUGGCGUCCUGCAAUCGCUCGGCGCCGCGCAGAGCAGCGUGUCGGGCGCACGUCGCCGCCUGCGCGAGUCUCGCGAGGCGCUCGGACAGAAGCGGGCCGACCUGGUGCAGCUCUGGCAGCGCAGUCAGGGCGUCAAGGAGUCGCUGCGGCUGCUCGACAUCAUCGAGCAGCUCAAGGGCGUGCCCGACCGUCUUGAGAGCCUCAUGUCGGAGAAGCGCUUCCUGCAGGCGGUGCAUCUGCUUACUCGCAGCCUGAAGAUGAUCGAGAAGCCCGAGAUCAGCGAAGUGGGCGCGACGGCCGACCUGCGCACGUACCUCAAGACGCAGGAGCAGGGCAUGCUCGAGAUUCUCAUCGAGGAGCUGCACAACCAUCUCUACCUCAAGAGCUUCUUCUGCGACGCGAGAUGGAAGAGCUACGUGCCAGGUCAGGAGGCACUGCCAAGCGUCGAGUUCGGGCAGGAGUACGAUGCGCCAGCAACGCUCGCAGAGGGAGACGAAGCUGCUGAGACGACGCCCCGCGCUUUCGCUCGCGCUGAGGACGAGUCACGAGCGCCAGGCGCUGCAUCUGCUGCUGCGGCCAACGACCGACCGCUGAAGCUGUCGCGCUAUCUGACGGCACUGAGCGCGCGGCCGGCGUAUGACGAGAACCUCGCCAACGACUUCGGCAACCUGGGCCUGGGUCCUUCGCUCUCUGGCACCGGUGGCGUGUCCUCUGACGCAUUGGCGCAACGAGCGGGUACCAUGCCUGGCUCGCACAGCACCGACUCUCUCGCCGGGCAUGCUGCGCCAGGAGGUACGACCCACGACGGCGGCGUGGACUUUGGGCACAAUCCGGAGGCCGACAGCUUCCUGUACAUUGAGAUGCUCCUCGAGGCACUGGCGCGCCUCGGCAAGCUCAGCCUUGCUCUCGAUGUGGUGCAGCAGCGCUUGCCUGUCGAGCUGCACCAGCUUGUCGAUGCGACGAUCGAGGAGGUCGAUGCAAGGAACGGGCCCUUGCGCGGCACGUCUACAGGCGCAGCGGUGCAGCCCGAGUCGGUCUUGCUCGCCUCGUCCUCAGCGCUGGCGCGCAGCUUUGCGGAGAGCACGCGCUCGUCGUUCCGGUCGAGCGUCGGCGGUGCAUUCAGCGGCACGAUGUCAUCAAACGGGCGGCCGCACAGCACAGUGCUCCGUCUGUCCGAGAUCGAGAGCUCGUCAGUCGUGCGCGAUAGCGAGACGAUGCGCGACCUCUUCUGGACGCUGUUCUCCAAGCUCGACGCUGUCCUGCAGGGACAUCGUGUAGUGCACGAAGUCGCGAGUAAGAUCGCCAGCCGCGCCGACAGCAAGGAUGCCAAGACGCUGCGUAAGACGUCGCCCUCGAGCCUUGUCGCAGUUUGGCGGCCGAUCCAGAACGAGGUACGCACGUUGCUGCACGACCAUCUGACAGAUGACAGUCAGAGCGCGUCGGCCCGACGGAACGCUGUCGUCUCGGUCAACGAGGUGCUGCGCUCGGGCCAGUCCGGACGCGAUCGCUCCAAGAAGCUCUUCCGCCUCGCCGAGCCUAAUGCCGGGCGCGGCACCGGUGGUGUCGCCGUCGCCCGGCGCGAUGCAGCACCGCUGCGUCGGCACGAAGAGGCGCUCACCGCUGCUCUGCGCGCCUCAGUGCCAGGGCUGGUUAGCGCGCUCGAUCCAGCUGGCAGCAGCAUCUCGGCGCAGCAGCAGUACCAGCAGCAGCAGGUCAUCGUCUCUGCCUCGCGCACCGCCGAGCACGCUGCCGGAGGCGGCUACCGCCUGCUCGUCAAGCCGGAUGCCUUCAACGUCAGCGUCCUCUUUCAGCCGGCGCUGGCCUUCGUCGAAAGGGCGCAGUUUGUCAUUCCUGGCGGCGCUGCUGGAGGCGAGGCGGGCAAGGGCUUCAGCGCCUUCCUUGAUGAGUUUGUGCAGGACGUGUUCCUGCCGCAGCUGGACGAGAAGGUGCAGUCGCUCUUCCAGAGUGCCGUUGGAGGCCCCGAUGCGUUCCAGGAGGAUCCUGCCUCGCGCUCUCUCUCGCAGCGCCCGAUCGUCAAGUCCGCCGCAAACGUGAUCGUGCUCAUCGACAGUCUAUACUCGAUGCUGCGCACCACGCCCUUCCAUCGCGAAAGCUACUCGCACUUGAUCAUCCAGACGAUCGUGCAGUACUACCAGCGCUGUCAGGAGCGCUUCCAGGAUCUGAUCGCCGCCGACGUGCCUCUGGACGCGCAUGGCGAUCCGGCGCCGCACGACGGGCCACCCCACAUGCUGUCCGCAACGUGGGCGCAGCGGCCCGAGUUGAGCGCCGUGCUCUCGCAGCUCCUGACUGCCACAACGCCGUCGGAAGCCAAGCGCACGCUGCACGCGCAGGAGAACCGCUUCGAGCUGGCAUACGCAGCGCGCAACCGAGUCGCUCAGCAGGGCCAGACGGGCGGCUCGGUGCGGGCGGCAGACAUGAUCACUUCGCGCAAGCGCCUCAUGGCGCUUGGCAAUCUGCAGCACAGCAUGCGCUGGUUCUUGGUGCACGUCUCGCGGCUGCGCGCUACCGAGAAGGCGAUUGGCGUCGCGCCUGCCCCGACUGUGCGCCUCUCCAUCAUCGGCUCGCUGGCCCCACAGAGGAGCAGCAAGGAAGAGGCGGAGGACCGCAGUCUGCCGCUGCCCCUCGGCGCCGACAUGGCCAUGCGCUUCGCCGCACUGCCACGCACCUUUGGCCACCUGGCCAACACGAUCCUGAUGACGCUGCGGCUCGAGCUGCGGGCGCGCACGAUCCAUCACCUCGACUUAGCCAUCACCGAGGGCAACUACCUCGUCGAGGAGGCGGUGCUCGAGCCUGACCCGCACGUCGUGGACCUCAAUGCCGAGCUGGCGUCGCUCGACGACACGUUUGCGGACAGCGUCUCGCCCGAGCAGCACCGGUUCCUCUUCUCCGGCCUCGUCUCGCUGAUGGACACGAUGCUGUGCGCCGCUGUGCGCCGCGUGCGCGCGAUCAACGCGCAGGGCGUGACGAAGAUGAUCCGCAACAUCUUGGCGCUGCAGCAGAACCUGCGCAACAUUGUCAUCGCCGACACGAGCGCACUCACGUCGCUCGAGCAGAGCCGCACGAAGCUCGAGGCGAACCGCGAGGCGAUUGGCGCAGACACGGAGCGCUGGAACAACUUCGACCGCAGCCGCCGUCUGUGGGAGCUGCUCACGAAGGAGCCCGGCGCGAUGCUCUCGACGAUCCGCACCACGCCAGCGGCCAAGAAGGCCACGUUCGACGAGUACCGCUCGGCACUGACGCUGAUGCUCGGCCUCGACAACAGCGGCGGCAGCAGCAGUGGCGGCGCGCCCACGACGCCCACCUCGGCUGCGCCGGCGCUCACUGCCGCCACCAGCGGCGGCUUCCCCGGCGCGUCGCUGCGUCCGGGCACGACGCACCUGGCCAAGGACGUGUCGCGCCAGAAGUUCAACGAGCUACUCAUCGAGCUGCACGAGGUGGCCGGAGACUCGAACGGCGACAUCUCGGACUAGAGCGUAGAGCAAUCCCUCCUCGUGCCACACUUGCGACGGCGCCAGCACUGGCCUCGCAAUACCACACCUUUCUGCCCCUGGUCAUG